Messenger RNA from Megalops cyprinoides (Indo-Pacific tarpon), 1381 nucleotides. It is a transcript of the gene nmnat3, whose product is annotated as nicotinamide nucleotide adenylyltransferase 3. The record is from RefSeq and is a predicted model, not a curated record. NCBI's taxonomy places the organism in Eukaryota, Metazoa, Chordata, Actinopteri, Elopiformes, Megalopidae. Gene Ontology annotation, biological process: NAD+ biosynthetic process. Gene Ontology annotation, molecular function: nicotinate-nucleotide adenylyltransferase activity; nicotinamide-nucleotide adenylyltransferase activity. Gene Ontology annotation, cellular component: mitochondrion. The transcript has 5 exons. The coding region runs from base 114 to 905 and encodes 263 amino acids.
CGGUAGCUUGCAGUUUUCGGGGGACCUUAAAUGAUGUAACACAAGUCUUGCAUAAUCCAAAGGAGAGAGGCUUUUUUUUUGUUACUGGAGUGACCAUGCUGUGAGAAGAGGAGAUGGCUGGCCGAAUCCCCCUGGUGUUGCUGGCCUGUGGCUCUUUCAACCCCGUCACCCACCAGCACAUGAGGCUGUUCGAGCUGGCCCGGGACCACAUGCACCAGACAGGUCAGUUCCAGGUUGUGGGUGGGAUCGUAUCCCCUGUUAGUGACGUUUAUGGCAAGCAGGGUCUGGCCCCAGCUCGGCACCGCGUUGCCAUGGCGAGACUGGCACUGCGCAGCUCAGACUGGAUCACCGUGGACGACUGGGAGAGCCAGCAGGCGGACUGGACCGAGACUGUCGUCACCAUGAGGCACCAUUACAGCCGGAUCCUGAGGCAGUACCAGCGGAAUACGGGGACGGGCGGAGCCCCGCCCCCAGAUCCCCGCCCCCCUGACGGUGCCGCCCCCCAGCUGAAGCUUCUCUGCGGGGCCGACUUCCUGGACACGUUCAAGGCACCGGGCCUGUGGCGGCCGGAGCACGUGGCGGAGGUGGCGGGCCGCUUCGGCCUGGUGUGCGUGAGCCGAGGCAGCCUGCAGCCGGACCGGGCCGUGCACGAGUGCGACACGCUCUCCCAGCACCGGGCCAACAUCUUCCUGGUGCGCGAGUGGGUCCGUAACGAGAUCAGCGCCACCGAGGUGCGGAGGGCCCUCCGGAGGGGCCUGAGCGUCAAGUACCUGCUGCCGGACGCCGUCAUCGACUACAUCCGCGAGCACGGCCUCUACACCUGGGAGAGCGAGCAGAAGAACAAGGGCGGCGUGCUGCGGCCCCUCGAACUGCAGGGGGCGCCGCCCGAGACGCUGGCCGACUGACGCCAGUGAGAACUGACUGCGUGGGGUUAUUACUCAGCUUCUGGCCUGAGUGUUUACUUUUUUGCUGUGUGGACUUUGAUAUCACUUCUCCCCCUGUCGCAUUGUUAUGUGUUGUGGGUAGAGGAUUGUGGCUGAAUGGAACCACUUGAGUUGCACAUAUUGUUUUCAAACAAUCUCAUCAUAAAGACACUUUCGGACCUGAUGGAUUUUGCCUUUUGUCUUCCCCAUUUAUAGCAGUGUGUUAGGGUGUUGUGUGGGUCUUCAACUGCAUGAAUCAAAACAGUCCGUUUACACAAUGAUUUUUACUGCCACAACACACAUCAGCACCAGAAGUCUGUCCUGGGUGUGUCCUCACUUAGAGAGAGGAUCCUUACAAUAAAGCAGACAGUCUUUGGCCUGCAAAUCUGCUGUCCGUAUUGAGCUGGGAAAGAAUUCUAAGCAGGUGCUGGUUAGAAUGCAUCUGCUACCUGAAAGCA